AUGAACGCCAAUCUGAAUGCUCUGAGCAGAGCACUGGAGGAAAGACGAAUCGAUGAUGCGAUUUUCAUGGCAAAAGAAAUACCUCGGUCAAGUGCAGGCAGAGCAGCAAAGCUACUUGAAAAAUUCUAUGAGCACGAGGUUUCUGUUGCAAAUGCCGUCAUUGACAUGAUUGCAUAUACAAAAGUGUAUAGGUCGAAAGUCAAGCCUCCGUUAAAAGGAUGCUUCCGAUUUACCGUUUCAGAGACGAAUAACUGA
Molecule: messenger RNA, 255 nt
Organism: Ordospora pajunii
Lineage: Eukaryota; Fungi; Microsporidia; Ordosporidae
Exons: 1
Coding region: 1-255 (84 amino acids)
Source: RefSeq, a predicted model, not a curated record